AUGGUGGAGAAGAGCGAGAGGAAAGCGCUCACGAAGGGCCCUGGUACGAAUCCGCCGAAGCUGAUAAAUUCCAUCCUCCUGUUCUUCACGCUGAAAGACAAGGUGCUCCUGGAAUUCGACAUCGAACAGCAGCCGCUCCUCCUGUACGUGAUCACCCUCGUGGUCCGCUUCCUCGCUGGUGUAGUGACUGACCUGGGCCUCCUCAUCGGCGUGUACUUCAGCAUGAAGGCUCUCAUAAUCGUGAACGUUGUCUGGAAAGGUACCGGUGCCAUCUUCGACAUCGUGCACGGCGCAACAUUCUUCCCUCUCGUCUACCAACAACUCCGCCAGCUGAUAGAUCACAUCUUCAGCAAUGAAGGCCUCGCAAGUGUUGGGUACGAAGAAACGCUAAACUGUACGCUGUACCUCUCUCUUGCCCUACUGAUGGGCUACGGAACGUACAGGAUCAACCUUUACUACAGGGGACUUUACAUGGAGGAUGCCAGGAUGACAACGAUUCUGACAACAGACACAAAAUAAUUUAAAUAAACAUUUAUUUUCAUGUUCUGG
Molecule: messenger RNA, 549 nt
Organism: Dermacentor silvarum
Lineage: Eukaryota; Metazoa; Arthropoda; Arachnida; Ixodida; Ixodidae
Exons: 8
Coding region: 1-519 (172 amino acids)
Source: RefSeq, a predicted model, not a curated record